AUGGCCGACGAAGUUUACGAAGGUGCCAUCGGCAUUGAUCUUGGAACCACCUACUCUUGUGUGGCCAACUACGAGGGUACCAAUGUUGAGAUCAUUGCCAACGAGCAGGGUAGCUACACUACCCCAUCCUUCGUUUCUUUCACCGACAAGGAACGCUUGAUCGGUGAAGCCGCGAAGAACCAGGCCGCUAUGAACCCUACGAACACCAUCUUUGACAUCAAGCGUCUUAUCGGUCGGCGGUUCGAGGACCCCAUUGUCAAGAAGGAUGUUGAGUCCUGGCCCUUCAAGGUUGUUGAUCAGGGUGGAAACCCCGUGGUUGAGGUCGAGUAUCUUGGCGAAACCAAGACUUUCAGUCCCCAGGAAAUUUCUUCUAUGGUUUUGAUGAAGAUGAAAGAGGUUGCCGAAACCAAGCUCGGAAAGAAGGUCGAGAAGGCAGUCAUCACCGUGCCCGCUUAUUUCAACGACAACCAGCGCCAGGCUACUAAGGAUGCUGGUGCCAUUGCUGGUCUCAACGUGCUCCGUAUCAUCAACGAGCCCACUGCAGCAGCGAUCGCUUAUGGCCUUGGCUCCGGCAAGUCUGAUAAGGAGCGUAACGUUCUCAUCUACGAUCUUGGUGGUGGUACUUUCGAUGUGUCUCUCCUUAACAUCCAGGGUGGUGUCUUCACUGUCAAGGCUACUGCUGGAGAUACCCACCUUGGUGGUCAAGACUUCGAUACCAACCUCCUGGACCACUUCAAGAAGGAGUUCCAGCGUAAGACUGGCAAGGACCUCUCCGGUGACGCGAGAGCCCUCCGUCGUCUCAGAACCGCCUGCGAGCGUGCUAAGCGUACUUUGUCCAACGCUACCCAGACUACUGUGGAAAUCGACUCUUUGUUCGAUGGCGAGGACUUCAACUCUUCUAUCACUCGUGCUCGUUUCGAAGACCUGAACGCCAAGUCUUUCUCGGGUACUCUCGAGCCUGUGCAGCAGGUUCUCAAGGACUCUGGCCUUGAGAAGAGCAAGGUCGAUGAGAUCGUCCUCGUUGGUGGUUCCACCCGUAUCCCUCGUAUCCAGAAGCUGCUUAGCGACUUCUUCGAUGGCAAGAAGCUUGAGAAGAGCAUCAACCCCGAUGAGGCCGUUGCCUAUGGUGCCGCCGUCCAGGCCGGUAUCUUGUCUGGAAAGGCUUCUUCGGCUGAAACCCAGGACCUCCUCCUGCUUGAUGUCGUUCCCCUUUCUCUCGGUGUUGCUAUGGAGGGUAACAUCUUCGCUCCUGUUGUGGCCCGUGGUCAGACUGUCCCUACGAUCAAGAAGCGCACUUUCACCACCGUUGUCGAUAACCAGACAACCGUGCAGUUCCCCGUUUACCAGGGUGAGCGUACCAACUGCGCUGACAACACCUCUCUGGGAGAGUUCACCCUCGCUCCCAUCCCCCCCAUGAGGGCUGGAGAGGCCGCUCUCGAGGUCGUUUUCGAGGUUGAUGUCAACGGUAUCCUCAAGGUUACUGCUACCGAGAAGUCCUCUGGACGUAGUGCCAACAUUACCAUCUCCAAUGCCGUCGGCAAGCUUUCCACCACUGAGAUUGAGCAGAUGAUUGACGACGCUGCGAAGUUCAAGUCUAGCGAUGAGGCUUUCACCAAGAAGUUCGAGUCUCGCCAACAGCUCGAGUCCUACAUCUCGCGUGUUGAGGAGAUUGUUUCCGACCCCACCAUGUCGCUGAAGCUGAAGCGUGGCAACAAGGAGAAGAUCGAAUCGGCACUCAGCGAUGCCAUGGCUCAGCUUGAGAUCGAAGACUCGACUCCUGAAGAUCUCAAGAAGAAGGAGCUUGCUCUCAAGAGACUCAUCACCAAGGCCAUGGCCACUCGGUAA
Aspergillus tubingensis is the source of this 1845-nucleotide messenger RNA. RefSeq names its product putative Hsp70 chaperone (HscA) (gene hscA). Gene Ontology annotation, cellular component: cytosol; nucleus; cytoplasm. The transcript has 7 exons. Gene Ontology annotation, biological process: cellular response to unfolded protein; vesicle-mediated transport; protein refolding. NCBI's taxonomy places the organism in Eukaryota, Fungi, Ascomycota, Eurotiomycetes, Eurotiales, Aspergillaceae. The record is from RefSeq and is a predicted model, not a curated record. Gene Ontology annotation, molecular function: ATP binding; ATP hydrolysis activity; heat shock protein binding. The coding region runs from base 1 to 1845 and encodes 614 amino acids.